AUGGCUGACGCUCCACCUUCUCUUCCGGGUCCUAUGCCCUCAUCUUUUGAUGGCGACCAAGAGUUUCACAAUGAAAGGCCGAUGCAGAAAGUUGUUCGCAAGAUCAAGGAGGAGCCCCUGAUCCCUCUCGGAAUUGGCCUCACGACUCUUGCAUUUGUCAAUGCCUACCGAGCCCUCCGCCGUGGUGAUUCCAAGCAGGCGAACCGCAUGUUCCGAGCCCGAGUUGCAGCCCAGGGAUUCACCGUCUUCGCCAUGCUUGCCGGCAGCAUGUACUACCAGAAGGAUCGCGAGAAGAGCAAGGAGCUCCGCCAGCUUCAGGAACAAAAGGAUGCCGAGGAGAAGCGGCAAAAGUGGAUUCGCGAGUUAGAGAUCCGAGACGAGGAAGAGAAGGCUAUGCGCGCAAAACUCGAGAAGAGGAGACAAGAGGUUCAGGCUAUGCGAGCAGAGGAGGCCCAGGCCACCGCAGCGCCUACCGAAUUGAAGCCCGAGGGCUCCGAGUCAUCUGGCAGUGGAGGUAUCCUGAACCGCAUCGGCCUGUGGCCUCAGGGUAAGAAGGAUGAGGAGAAGGUUGUUGAGCAAGCUGUGGAGGAGGACGCAAACACCAAGCAGAAGAAGAAGAACCCCAAGAGUUCACUCGGCGAUCUUGGCGAGAUCAUCUCCAAAAAGAAGGACUAG
This is a messenger RNA of Fusarium sp. VM40, 675 nucleotides long. The record is from the annotation of a GenBank genome assembly. Lineage: Eukaryota; Fungi; Ascomycota; Sordariomycetes; Hypocreales; Nectriaceae.